This is a messenger RNA of Spinacia oleracea (spinach), 2079 nucleotides long. Its product is annotated as T-complex protein 1 subunit delta. Lineage: Eukaryota; Viridiplantae; Streptophyta; Magnoliopsida; Caryophyllales; Amaranthaceae. The coding region runs from base 146 to 1750 and encodes 534 amino acids. The transcript has a single exon. Gene Ontology annotation, biological process: protein folding. Gene Ontology annotation, molecular function: ATP binding; ATP-dependent protein folding chaperone; ATP hydrolysis activity. The record is from RefSeq and is a predicted model, not a curated record.
UCACCUAUUGAAUAAAAUUACGCCGGUAGUCACUCUCUUUCUUCCGUUUCGGUUUCCUCAGCAAUUUCAUUUCUAGGGUUUUGCACAUCUUCCCUUCUCCUCAACCCAACACCACCACCACCCUUAGCACACUCCCGCCACAACAAUGGCGGCACCAGCUGUCCUAACCUCACGGUCCGCCGCAAAGGUGGAAACCUUCGUCGAUAACAAGCGCACUGAAGAUAUCCGCCAGCAAAACAUGGCGGCAGGCCAAGCCGUCGCAGACGCCGUCCGCACCUCCCUGGGUCCCAAAGGCAUGGACAAGAUGAUCCAAACUGCCUCUGGAGAAGUUAUUAUCACCAACGACGGCGCAACCAUUCUCAACAAAAUGGACGUCCUUCAGCCCGCCGCGAAGUUCCUCGUACAACUAUCCAAAUCUCAAGACACCGUCGCUGGUGACGGCACCACUACCGUCGUCGUCCUCGCUGGGGCACUGCUCAAACAAUGUUCUGUUCUCCUCUCCAAUGGUAUCCACCCUACCGUGAUCUCCGACGCGCUCCACAAAACCUCCACCCACGCUGUUCAUGUUCUCACUUCGAUGGCCGUACCUCUGGAGCUUUCAGAUCGGGAAUCUUUAGUAAAGUCUGCUUCUACUUCGUUGAACAGUAAGGUUGUAAGUCAGUAUUCUAGUCUUUUAGCUCCUCUUGCUGUUGAUGCUGUUUUAUCUGCUGUUGAUCCUGAGAAGCCUGAUGUUGUUGAUUUGAGAGAUAUUAAGAUUGUUAAGAAGCUAGGUGGAACGGUUGAUGAUACCGAGUUAGUUAAAGGGUUGGUGUUUGAUAGGAAGGUUUCACAUUCUGCUGGUGGACCUACAAGGAUGGAGAAUGCUAAGAUUGCUGUGAUUCAAUUCCAGAUUUCACCCCCUAAGACUGAUAUCGAGCAAAGUAUCGUCGUUUCUGAUUAUACUCAGAUGGAUCGGAUUUUGAAAGAGGAGAGGAAUUACAUUUUAGGUAUGAUUAAGAAGAUUAAGGGUGCUGGGUGUAAUGUGCUAUUGAUUCAAAAGAGUAUUUUGAGGGAUGCUGUCACUGAUUUGUCCCUUCAUUACUUGGCUAAAGCUAAGAUUUUGGUCAUUAAGGAUGUUGAGAGGGAUGAUAUUGAGUUCAUUACUAAGACCUUAAACUGUUUACCCAUUGCUAACAUCGAGCAUUUUAGGGCGGAGAAGAUGGGGUAUGCUGAUAUGGUUGAGGAGGCUUCCGUUGGGGAGUCAAAGAUCGUCAAAAUCACUGGGAUUAAGGACAUGGGAAGGACUACCACUGUUCUUGUUCGCGGGUCAAACCAGCUGGUUCUUGAUGAGGCUGAGAGGAGUUUGCACGACGCUCUGUGUGUCGUGAGAUGUUUAGUGAGUAAGAGAUUUCUGAUUGCAGGAGGUGGGGCUCCAGAGAUUGAGCUCUCGAGACAGCUGGGGGUAUGGGCCAAGUCACUCCAAGGAAUGGAAGGGUAUUGUGUUAAGCAUUUCGCCGAGUCUCUUGAGGUUAUCCCUUAUACUCUUGCUGAAAAUGCGGGUUUGAACCCAAUUGCUAUUGUUACUGAGUUGAGAAACAAGCAUGCCCAGGGAGAGAUCAAUGCUGGGAUCAAUGUAAGGAAGGGGCAGAUCACUAAUAUCUUAGAGGAGAAUGUGGUGCAGCCAUUGCUGGUGAGUACAAGUGCAAUCUCUUUGGCAACAGAGUGUGUUAGGAUGAUUUUGAAGAUCGAUGACAUAGUCACUGUGCGGUAGACUUCUGUGGUAUGAUUUUGCCAAACAUGCUGAGUAGUUUUCUUUUCCGGAUUUGCUCCUUUAGGAUUUUGAUUUGGCAAUGUAUUGCCCACAUCUGUGGCUAUGAUUUUAUUCGUAAAUUUUGAGUGCUGUUCUCUGCUGACAUUUUGGGGGCAUAGGCCAAGUUCGUGUUUUUCCUGAAAAUCCUUUCAUGUGCAUCUGGUAUCAAUCAGUUUUUGUAGGCGAAUACUCUUGGUCUCUAGACUACAGAAUAUGUUCUUUCUCCAUAGAUGGAUACUCAGUGGUGGUUUAGUGAGGUAAUAUUGAUUGUGAUGCUAAGAUUUACUUUC